This is a messenger RNA of Candidula unifasciata, 2097 nucleotides long. The record is from the annotation of a GenBank genome assembly. Lineage: Eukaryota; Metazoa; Mollusca; Gastropoda; Stylommatophora; Geomitridae.
AUGGCGGAUCUUGAAGCAGUACUUGCAGACGUUAGCUAUCUCAUGGCUAUGGAGAAGAGUAAAUCAACUCCAGCUGCGAGAGCUAGCAAGAAAAUUAUCCUUCCAGACCCCAGCGUUCGUAGUAUCAUGCACAAACAUCUGCUGAAAGUGAACGAGGUGACCUUUGACAAAAUCUUCAACCAGAGGAUAGGGUUUUUAUUAUUCAAGGAUUUUUGUGACAAUGUCUAUGAGGAGCCAGUUCCACAGCUCAAGUUCUAUGAGGAUAUAAAAAAGUUUGAGAAGUUGGAGACAGAUGAGGAAAGAAUCAAGGAGGGCAGACAGAUUUAUGAUACAUACAUCAUGAAGGAGUUGUUGUCACAGUCUCAUACAUACCCAAAGUCAGCGGUGGAGUACGUGUUGGAUGCUCUGACGGUGGCUCAGAGGACUCGCAAGUUAGAUGCUGAUAUUUUUGAGCCCUACAUCAAUGAGAUCUGCAACUCUCUGCGUGGUCAUAUAUUUGAUAAAUUUAUAGAAAGUGAUAAAUACACACGGUUUUGUCAGUGGAAAAAUUUAGAAUUAAAUAUAAAUUUAACAAUGAACGACUUUAGUGUACAUAGAAUCAUUGGCAGGGGAGGGUUUGGUGAGGUGUAUGCAAUGAAAUGUCUAGACAAGAAGAGGAUCAAGAUGAAAGGUGGAGAAACACUGGCCCUAAACGAACGGAUCAUGUUGUCUCUAGUCAGUACUGGGGAAGGCAGUCCAUUCAUCGUGUGUAUGACAUAUGCCUUUCAAACUCCGGAGAAGCUCUGCUUCAUCCUUGACCUCAUGAACGGCGGCGACCUUCACUACCAUCUGUCUCAGCACGGCGUCUUCACGGAGAAGGAGGUGCGCUUUUAUGCUGCCGAGGUCAUGCUGGGACUCGAACAUAUGCACAGUCGCUAUGUGGUCUAUAGAGAUUUGAAGCCGGCAAAUAUUUUGUUGGACGAGAACGGACAUGUGAGGAUAUCUGACCUGGGUCUGGCCUGCGAUUUCUCUAAGAAGAAGCCCCAUGCCAGCGUGGGGACACACGGCUACAUGGCACCAGAGGUCCUGCAGAAGGGCACAGCUUAUGAUUCCAGCGCUGACUGGUUCUCAUUCGGUUGUAUGCUGUACAAGCUGCUCAAAGGUCACAGUCCAUUCAGGCAACACAAGACCAAGGACAAACAUGAGAUUGACCGCAUGACCAUGACCAUGAACGUAGACUUACCGGACACAAUGUCAGUAGAAAUGAAAAGUUUACUCGAGGGACUGCUACAAAGGGAUGUGGAGGAUAGGCUUGGAUGUUUAGGAAGCGGAGCUCAAGAAGUCAAAGACCACCCAUUCUUCAAAGGCAUCGACUGGGUACAAGUGUACCUGCAGAAAUACACUCCUCCGCUGAUUCCACCCAAGGGUGAGGUCAAUGCUGCAGACGCUUUUGAUAUUGGUUCCUUCGAUGAGGAAGACACCAAGGGAAUCAAGCUGUCAGAGUCUGACCAGGACCUGUACAAAAACUUCCCGCUGGUGGUCUCCGAGCGGUGGCAGCAUGAGGUGGCAGAGACUGUGUUCGAAACCAUCAACUCUGACACUGACAAGCUGGAGCAGAAGCGCAAGCAGAAGCCAAAGGCAGAUGAGUUGAAUUUAGCUGGACCUACCGACUGCAUCGUGGAGGGUGAGGUUCUGAAGCUGGGUGGACCCUUCAACCAGUCCUGGACAAAGAAACAUCUGAAGCUCUACCCCAAUCGGCUGGAGUUCUACCAGAAAGCCAGAGAUGGGACAGUGCCAAGGGGCAAAGGUGUCGAGUUGUACUCAAUGCUGGACAUCAAGGAAGUGGUGCCGGAGUUUCAGAGACAUCAGAAAAUGGAGCACUGCAUUGUUCUCAACCUUAAGGCAGAUAAAAUCAUCAUCACCUCGCCCGACAAGGUAUUAAUCAACCAGUGGAAGGAUGAGAUCAUUCAAGGCUUCAACCUGUCCACUCAGAUCAUGUCCAUGAUGAACAAGAAAGCCAGCAAGUUGUAUGGCUCCGACAUCCCAGGGUCGCCCAGCAUGGAGAGUCUACGAAACCCCCUGGAACAUCGUAACAGCAACGGCAAUGGCAGUAGUUAG